Molecule: messenger RNA, 907 nt
Organism: Microtus oregoni (creeping vole)
Lineage: Eukaryota; Metazoa; Chordata; Mammalia; Rodentia; Cricetidae
Gene: Tmem150b
Product: transmembrane protein 150B
Exons: 7
Coding region: 103-837 (244 amino acids)
Source: RefSeq, a predicted model, not a curated record
CACAGAUCUAAACGUAUCAAGAAAGUUAAGAGAACUUGAGGGAACUUGGAGAGAGUCCAGCAUGUGGAGCUACCUGUUCUUGCUACCAAUCAUCCUAGCUCUAUGGGCUAUCGCUGGCAUCUGGAUUGUAAGGGAAAGCUAUCCACAAGCCCCUUACUGACUUCCUGUAUUCCUUCCAUCUAUCUCAGUUUUGCAAUUGCCGUGGGUAACAGAUCUGUGGAUCUCCAGAAAAGCUUCCCCUUUAUCAGUAACUGUGGGUCUUAUGCUCCUCAGAGCUGCAUUUUCAGCCAAGUACUCAAUACAGGAGCUGCCCUAGCUAUUUGGAUCUGCAUUGUGCGCUAUCAUCAACUCCGGGACUGGGGCGUAAAAACAUGGCAAAACCAGUUGAUUCUGUGGUCGGGACUCCUUUGUGCCCUGGGAACCUCCAUAGUAGGCAAUUUCCAGGAGAAGAACCAGAAGCCCACACACCUGGUAGGAGCUUUUCUGGCCUUCAUCCUGGGCAACCUGUACUUCUGGCUACAGUUCUUUCUGUCCUGGUGGACGAAGGGCCUGCCCCAACCUGGGCCCCGCUGGAUUAGGCUUCUCCGCCUGAGUUUAUGCAGUCUCACCACCAUCCUCAUCGUGGCCAUGAUCAUCCUGUACUCCCAACGGAUGCGUUCUGCCUCUGCUGCCUGCGAGUGGGCAGUGGCCAUGCUGCUCUUUGUGCUAUUUGGAUUCUUUGCCGUGGACUUUUCCAGCUUGCGGGGCUGCACCCUGCACUUAGAGCCCCAACUGGACUGCAGCCUCCCACAGACUCCCACUGAGUCUCCAAAUGCACAGAUGUCACAGAUGCUCUGACUAGGCUCCGCACUAUUGGCAGAGGAAGAAAGAUGGGGCCAACCCAGGCUCACCCAACGAUGAGCUGGAG